Molecule: messenger RNA, 5884 nt
Organism: Pocillopora meandrina
Lineage: Eukaryota; Metazoa; Cnidaria; Anthozoa; Scleractinia; Pocilloporidae
Source: the annotation of a GenBank genome assembly
AGCUCAACAUGACAGAAAUUCAGCUUCAGAUGAGCGACAAAGAACUAUCUUCUUCCUUAACGGAAACAAGAGAAAAUCUAACCACAAAGGUUUGUUGCCUUCGUCUCAAAAUGCGAACUAGACAACAUUAUGCCCUCGACUGCGAUUCUCGUAUGAGUACUCUACUUGCUGAAAGGACCGCUUGAAAUAAGCUCCUAAUUACUUAAACCUAGUUUAUAUCCGACAUGUUAUAGACAAAUUUACAUCUCACUUCACGCGAGAACUUUUGUCGAAUUUCCGUCGUACUGAUGCAGCGAUAAAAUAACAUUUAACGACUGGGGAUACUUAAAAUUCUAAGUAAAUCUUAAAAUACUCAUUGCUUACUAUAUCGUUCUUGUGUACGAUUUUACAGAUGCGUGAUGCGGAGCAGAGAUUGCAAAAUAACAUUGAAAAUUCAAGCAGAACUCUGAGUGACAAGGUAAAUACUUCAUACUUUUCCCCCUCCCAGCAUAUUCCGUCCCCAGUGUCAAAAGUAAGAAUGAUAAAAAAAAGAAAAGUAAGAAUGAUAAAAAAAAGAAAAAUUCGAAUUUUAAAAAGUGGCCUCGUUUAUACUGCAAACCUCUGAGUCUAUAUGCUCAAAUGUCUCUGUCAGUUGUUCUGGAUUGAUUUAUGUAAUACACGGAGGUAUAUAUGAAGCAGUGUCUUCUAGAAUGGAAUGAUAUUAGAAGCAAAGAAGACGCUACAUAUCCCCGGAUAGAGUAACUACCAUCUUAAUUUAGAAAUUUCCCUUCUCUAUUUCUUGGGAAAGUUUUAGAUUUUGUCAGAGUGAGUAUACCACACGUAAGUGAAUCAAAUUUUAGUGGCACCUAACUAAUAUCUGAGAGGCGCAUUUCGAAUCCCGUUGAAGUCUUGAUUUUUGAGUCUUCUUUUCAGCGCUUGCUUGAAUUGUAGCUCGCUUACGAGGAUCAUUUCUGCACUUGGAUACUGGAAUAUUGUUAACAAUGCAACAGAUGUGCACUUAUCUCCAUUAUCCAUUCAUUUUCUUUUCAGGUAGAUUCAGUGAACGAUGAUCUUAACAAGACACGAAACCACCUAAUAACCUCUAACCACGACGUAAGAAAUGAACUAGGGGCUCUUAACACGACCCUUAUUUUGAAGGUAUUUAUCAUAAUAUUUUCUAAUAUGACGCUUUUGUCAUUGCUUAUCCUAGCGGCGUGCAGGAAGUGUCUCUCAUACGAACUGGUACGGCAUAACUCACCAAUAGGUUUUUUUGUAAUUCACUGGAAGAGGAUCUCACUGCGGCUCUGAAAAGGUCUAGGGUUCCAUAGCACAUGGAGGACCAAGAAUGUUUUUUAUCCUAUCUCAUCAUGAAAAAGUCAACGACAAAAAACUCUUUAGUUUUGAAUAGUAAGAACUCCCCUUCCCUAGCUUUCAAGCCUUCUAAUUUUAACAUUAUCGUCAAAUGCUAAGCGUUUCGCGGUAAGAUCGCUUCUUUGAAAUCAUUUACUCUAAUAUAUUACUCAGGUAACGUUUUUUCUUCACAGAUAACAACAGAUUUCCAGGUAUUGAAAACAGAUCUUAACACAACAAAAACUUAUCUAGAAGAUGCAGACAUUGAGUUGCAGAAAUCUUUGACAGCUCAAAACUCAACUUUGACCACGAGGGUAAGUGGCAAUAUUUUUACUUGGUAUUUAUGUAUAUUGUUUAUUUUGGUGCAUAAGGGUGAUACACAAAUAUCACAUCAACUUGUUACAACAGGACCACGAUCUCACCAUUUGAAGACUCCUUUAGCUGUAUUUUGAAAAUUUAAAAAAAUGUAAACAGAGCAGCGAAGAUUCCAAAUAUCAAAUAUAUAAAUAAUUCCUGAAUUGUAAAAAUUAAAUUUAUGGAUAAACAAAUAAGACAAACAAAAUUUUUCUUUUGUUUCAAUCCUUGCUUUUAUCUCACAGACAGAUAAUUUGGACUCAGCGACAAAUCAGCUAUCAUCGAUCCUGGCCACAACCCAAAGUAACCUAGAUAGGCUGAAUGAUACACAGAUCAAAAGUACACAAGAGGUACCAGUUAAGGUUAAAUUCAUCGCCGUUUUUACAGAAGUAGUUCUACAAGCAACCUUGAAACAUCUGUAUAGAUGCAAAUUAACUUGACAUGCCUAAUAAUUGAUUGCCAUGGUCGUUGACUGGAAGUAUUAAAGAGAAUUUCUUUGGUUCUGAUUUCUUCUUCUCUUGGACAUACAUUCACCACCGCUGGUUGUGGGAAGGAUUGGUCAAAAAGUUUUAGAACAUCCCCCAAUCUUUGGGCCAAUCGAGGUUUUUCUAACAAUAGUUUCAGGAUUUUUCAUUCAAAGGAAUUCUAAGAUAAUAGCAUUUGAGGUUAUAUGACACAAUUUGUAACGGUACUGUCAUUAUUUUCGAUUUUUCUCCUUGGGAAGUAUGGGACCUAUCGAUCAGUAAUGAUAAAACUGCUAUGACUAAAAUUACUUAGAGAAUGUUCUCUUUAGUUUCAAGGUCACCUUUUGUCCAUGGAAGCACGUUUGAACUCUACCGAUGAAGAUCUAAAAUCUUCCACUGGCAACUUACAAAACAAAAUUGAAGAGCUUAAUACAAGUUUUGCAGGCCAGGUAUGCAACUUAGAAAGAUAUGCACAGAGCAAAAAUAUCAGAGAGUCGCUUAACUUAUGUUUACUGAUAAACUUGAUAAAUAUAUAGGACCUCAAUAGCGUGGACGUAAAAUAGUGCUAUGUACCAAGGAAAGAUAAUUUUUUUUUUUAUUUUUUUUGAUUCGCUGACGCUUCUAGCACGAGAUUUUUAUGACCUUUACAUAAUAAGAGCAAACAGAUAGAUUUGAGAGCAACAAAACACAGUCUUAGGUGUCAAACGGUUUGUGUGCUAUUUAUUGUUAAGAUAGCAGCCAAAAUGCAUAAGAAAACUUUUCAAAUUUCAAUAUAGGAAGACAGCAUGAAGCUUAACAGUACAUAAAUGAAAAAAUGGGACUUUAAAAUUCUUCUUUGUCUUUUUAUACUUUAACAGGAGUAAGAAUUGUGUGUUGAAUGCCUUUUAGCACCCCAGACAUUUAAUGAUCUGCAGAAUUUCUUUCAGGUGCAAGAUUUUUCAAUACUUAUCAUGUUUGGAUUUAUUAUUAUCAUUAGGUCAAUAGCCUUAGCCAAUCCAUCACUGCAGUCCAUUCGCAGUCUAACGAAACAAAGGAAAGCUUCAACAAUUUCAAGAUGCACACUGAAAAUUCUGUUACAUUGGUAAGUUUGCAGAUGAGCCGUUUUACUUUUAUAAUCUGUUUGAGCGCAUUUUGUUGACGUUUGAGAUGAUAGCGGAUAGUGAUUUUGAAAAUUCUAUUAUAAAAUUGACAAGAAGUAUGAUUACAAGGAAAUCACCGAGGGGAUCGGGAAAAGCACUCGUGAUAGAAAUGGUGGCAGCUGCUUGUAUGGUGGCAAAAUAUAUUGAUUUUCAGUUAUUAAUCAGACAAGACAGCGAGGAUAACAUGAGCUGACUAACGAAAAAAAAAGGGUUCCAAAGUUGUCACGGGUUUCUCAUACUUCCUUGUUAACUUCAUUUCAAGGAAAUGAAAGAAAGGCUGUGGCGAAGGAUUCAACAACACAUUUUGUGAUCUGAACAAGUCUUUUUAUAAUUGAGUGAUCUUUCCAAAGAACCAAUUUCAAUUUCAGAAUGCUAAGGCCAUUCCUAAAAUCGAUUCUCUAUGUAAAAAAGCAUUAAGAGGCUUCAGAUGAUAGCAAAGCGUCGUUCAGAAACCUAAAGCAUGGCUGUAUGUGCAAUCAAAACUAAGUAAAUUAAAUCAUUAAUUUUACAUGGCAUGGAAGUUAUUAAAAUGUUCACCUAAAUAAAUGGACGUCAAAAGUCUUAGCUUGAAAAUAUUUCACAUCAGAAUGGUGGCAAAAAAAACCUGAAUUGCUGUAAAAAUGUAAAUCGCCCUUUAACUCUGAUCAUGCUAAAUUUUGUUUUUACCGCAGGUGAAUGACGGGCUCAGUAACUUGGAGAAAACGGUGAACUCAACGAAGGACAAAUUAACUUCCCGAAUUGAAAGUACAGACCUAAGGGUGAGAAAAAAUGAUAUCUUUUGCAAUUUGUAAAUAUAAAGAAAUCAAUAUUUUUCAUAAGCUGACCUUUAGUCACUUACACUACCGUUGGUGAAAAAUAUUAAUUCUUAUGAAAACGGUUUUUGAGUGGUCGUCGAAAGUAAUUCAAAAUCCUUUGAGUUUCGUGUAACCUUUAGGUCGUUUCGAGUACUCGAACGAACUAUAAUGACACAACUAAAACGAAGCACGACUUGGUCAGUUCUUCAUGUUAGAGACUAACCCUAAGAAAAGGUAAAUAUCGUUUAGAUUUUAGUCCUAGUUCAUGAAUCGUACAUACAGCAAUCAACCACCGCCGGCUAUAUUUGUUGAAUCGGAACAUGUACGACAACUGAAUCAAAGUCCAGACCAAACUUGUAUGAUACCGUGCACUUAAAACGUACUUAAAAACGCCCUAAAAUCCCACACCAUAGCAUUGCAAUUUGGAGGGUUGCAUUCUCAUUGCACUUGUAAUCGAUCUGAAUAGUUAUGUUCAACAGCUCAACAGCACCACCGAAAGACUUGAUCAAGAAGACGUCAGCAUAAUAUCCCUUGUUAAUGACAUCAACACAACAUUGUCUUUGAAGGUACUAGAAGUUACCAAAAUAUAUAUAUUUUUUUACCUUUUUUUUUUACUUUCUAAUUUUUUUAUUUAAUUAUUAAUUUUUUUUUGGUGUUUUGUUUUCUUCUUUUUUUUUCUUUUCUGGCUUAUGUGUUUAUUUUAGCAUGUUUGUUAAAUUAUGGAAUUAAAUUCUUAUGUUUCUUCCAGGUAGAGAAUGUGAGUAAGCUCCAGGGCCCCGUUGGACCACGUGGUUUUAACGGCUCUCAAGGAUUGGUUGGACCAGCCGGACCUCAGGGAGUCAAUGGCACACAGGGUCUCCAGGGGGUGAUAGGUCCACAGGGUUUUAACGGAUCACAAGGGUCACCGGGAUCAGAUGGACUCCAAGGAGCCACAGGGCCCCCAGGACCCGCUGGAGCAGGAGAUUUUUCUCAAUGUGAGUUCAUGACCAGCACGGACAUAGGAUCCCAGACAGCUUUCCGAGGCAACACUCUUCCAGCUGCAACCAAAGUCAUCCUAACUGAACCAACUGUAAGUAACAUGAAAUACGAGACCCUAUAAACUCGACAGCGUGAAAAAAAAUAGAUAAAAAAUCUCAUUACGCAAACUCAAAAGCGUGAUAAUGAAUUUAAUUCGAUGAUAAAAUCCAAUAUUACUGAAAAAAAAACAGGAAGAGCUACAGAUACGCACUGUUAGGGUUCAGAAAAUUGCGGUUAGACAUAUUUGCUGAUAUAUGCAAAAUUUCAAUCGUUUUGCUAGCAAAAACUGAAUUAUAUCAAACAAUAGUGCUUUUUGAGCAAGAAAACGUCAUAUUCAUAGAGGAAGGCUCGCCUAUCCGAGCAGUUCUGUUCCACGCAGCCAUUCCUCAAAUGAAAAUGAAGAGAAGUGUGUUGUACGAAGUACGCUCAACAGCAUACCAGCAUGACAUCAUUUAGAUAUGAUAUUUGAUCUCCCUUUUCCAACCAUUAUACAGGAUAAAAGAAUAGUUGGUGUCACAUGCUCAACAGACUUCGCCCAAUUGUAUAUCUUGGAAGCUGAGAUUGCUCCAUCUACAAACAAGCAAGUGUACCGCUGUGAGUGCUAUGGAAACCAGGGAAGUGCAGGGACAAUCAAAAGUAUUCAAUGCUUUAUGCAUUAUUGGUUGUGUCCCUUAACAACAUAAAAGUGACACGCCAUCUAUUGCCAUGUGUGAAGAAGAAAAUGCAUUGAACUUCAAGAUGGGAUCAAGCGAUACGAACUAAUAAGCAAAAAAAAACUCAAAAUGUC